AAGUCUCGCGAGAUUUUGCCGCUUCUCCCCCUCCCCGCGUCAUGUUUCCUCUUCUCUGACAAGCCACCACCGCCGCAGGAAGAGGAGGCGGAGGGGAAGGGCCGCCGCCGCCGCCGCCGCCGCCGCCCACGCAGUAUCCCGGGACGAGACGGGCCGCCGCGCAUCCCGCCAGCCUCGCCCGGAGCGGACCUCGGACUAAUGGCAGAUGAAUAAACGAACAUGGCAGCCAUGGUUCCACCAGUGAAGCUGAAAUGGCUUGAACAUCUAAACAGCUGUUGGAUCACAGAAGAUAGUGAAUCUAUUGCUACAAGGGAGGGAGUCUCCAUCUUGUAUGCUAAAUUAGUUAGUAAUAAGGAAGUAGUACCAUUGCCUCAACAGGUUCUCUGUCUCAAAGGACCUCAGCUACCAGAUUUUGAACGGGAGUCCUUAUCAAGUGAUGAGCAGGACCACUACUUGGAUGCCCUUCUCAGCAGCCAGCUGGCUCUGGCUAAGAUGGUGUGCUCAGACUCUCCGUUUGCUGGAGCACUUCGCAAACGUUUGCUUGUGUUACAGCGCAUCUUUUAUGCACUUUCUAAUAAAUACCACGAUAAAGGCAAGGUGAAACAGCAGCAGCAUUCUCCAGAAAGCAGUUCUGGAUCAACAGACAUCCAUUCUGUCAGCGAGCGGCCGAGGUCGAGUACAGAUGCACUUAUAGAAAUGGGGGUCCGGACUGGACUGAGCCUGCUGUUUGCACUGCUCCGGCAAAGCUGGAUGAUGCCUGCUUCAGGACCUGGGAUUAGCCUUUGCAAUGACGUCAUCCACACUGCAAUAGAGGUUGUGAGUUCUUUACCGCCAUUAUCUCUUGCUAAUGAAAGUAAAAUCCCACCAAUGGGACUGGACUGCCUGUCUCAGGUAACAUCGUUUCUUAAAGGAGUAACAAUUCCUAACUCUGGAGCAGAUACUCUGGGCCGAAGGCUGGCUUCUGAGUUGCUGCUUGGCUUGGCUGCUCAGCGUGGUUCACUGCGGUACCUCCUGGAAUGGAUUGAGAUGGCACUGAGUGCGUCAGCGGUGGUCAACGCAAUGGAGAAGAACAAGACGCUGCAGACUCAGGAGGGGAUGAUCAGUUUUGAUUGUUUCAUGAACAUAUUAAUGCAAAUGAGGCGGUCACUGGGCUCGUCUGCUGAUCGAAGUCAGUGGAGGGAACCGACAAGGACAUCUGAAGGUUUAUGCUCCCUUUACGAGGCAGCGUUGUGCCUCUUUGAGGAGGUUUGUCGCAUGGCUUCAGACUACUCUAGGACAUGUGCCAGUCCAGACAGCAUUCAGACUGGUGAUGCCCCUGUUGUUUCCGAGACCUGCGAAGUGUAUGUUUGGGGCAGUAAUAGCAGCCACCAACUUGUGGAAGGAACACAAGAGAAAAUUCUUCAGCCCAAGCUGGCUCCAAGUUUUUCUGAUGCUCAGACAAUUGAAGCUGGCCAGUACUGUACAUUUGUAAUAUCUACAGAUGGCUCCGUUCGGGCUUGUGGCAAAGGCAGUUACGGCAGGCUGGGACUGGGCGAUUCCAACAAUCAGUCUACUCUAAAAAAGCUGACGUUUGAGCCUCACAGAUCUAUCAAAAAGGUGUCGUCAUCUAAAGGUUCUGAUGGCCAUACGCUGGCAUUCACAACAGAAGGAGAGGUCUUCAGCUGGGGUGAUGGUGACUAUGGAAAGCUGGGCCAUGGAAAUAGCUCCACACAGAAAUACCCAAAACUUAUCCAGGGGCCUUUGCAAGGAAAGGUAGUGGUGUGCGUGUCAGCCGGAUAUAGACACAGUGCUGCUGUUACAGAAGAUGGUGAAUUAUACACAUGGGGAGAAGGGGACUUUGGUAGACUAGGUCAUGGUGACAGCAACAGCCGUAACAUUCCAACUUUAGUAAAAGAUAUUAGCAACGUAGGAGAAGUCUCUUGUGGCAGCUCGCAUACCAUUGCUUUAUCCAAAGAUGGGCGAACUGUUUGGUCAUUUGGAGGAGGAGAUAAUGGCAAACUUGGUCAUGGGGACACCAACAGAGUAUAUAAACCUAAAGUUAUAGAAGCCCUACAAGGAAUGUUCAUACGGAAAGUUUGUGCUGGAAGUCAAUCUUCACUUGCUCUAACUUCAACAGGGCAGGUGUAUGCUUGGGGCUGUGGUGCGUGUCUAGGAUGUGGGUCUUCAGAAGCUACAGCGCUCAGGCCCAAGUUGAUUGAAGAGCUAGCUGCUACGCGGAUAGUGGAUAUUUCAAUUGGGGACAGCCACUGUCUGGCACUUUCUCAUGAUAAUGAAGUUUAUGCUUGGGGCAACAAUUCCAUGGGACAGUGUGGCCAAGGAAACUCCACAGGUCCCAUUACAAAGCCAAAGAAAGUGAGUGGUUUAGAUGGAGUAGCAAUUCAGCAGAUUUCUGCUGGAACAUCCCAUAGUCUUGCGUGGACAGCCCUUCCUAGAGAUAGACAAGUUGUUGCCUGGCAUAGGCCCUACUGUGUUGAUCUUGAAGAAAGUACCUUCUCUCAUCUCCGUUCUUUCCUUGAGCAGUAUUGUGACAAAAUUAACAGUGAGAUUCCUCCUCUUCCUUUCCCAUCCUCGAGGGAGCAUCACAAUUUCCUGAAGCUAUGUCUGAAGUUGCUCUCUAACCACCUAGCUCUUGCAUUAGCUGGCGGAGUAGCGACAAGCAUUCUUGGAAGGCAGGCUGGCCCUCUUCGGAAUUUAUUAUUUAGAUUGAUGGACUCUUCUGUUCCAGAUGAAAUACAGGAGGUUGUAAUCGAGACUCUGUCAGUUGGAGCAACAAUGCUGCUGCCUCCCUUGAGAGAGAGAAUGGAAUUGCUGCAUUCGCUUUUGCCCCAAGGUCCUGACAGAUGGGAGAGCCUGUCAAAAGGGCAGAGAAUGCAGUUGGAUAUUAUUCUGACGAGUUUGCAGGACCAUACUCAUGUGGCCUCCUUGCUUGGCUAUAGCUCACCAUCUGAUGCUACAGAUGUUUCCUCACUAUGUAUUGCCUAUGGGAAUAUCUCUGAUCCAACAUAUGAUGCCCAGAGUAACCAUCCAGACACUCAUCUGGCUGAAAUUUUAAUGAAGACUCUUCUGCGAAAUUUAGGAUUUUAUACGGAUCAAGCAUUUGGAGAGCUGGAGAAGAACAGUGACAAAUUUUUGCUUGGAACAUCAUCAUCGGAAAACAGCCAGCCCGCUCAUCUUCAUGAGCUGUUGUGUUCCCUGCAGAAACAACUUCUGGCAUAUUGUCACAUCAACAGUGUUAGUGAGAACUCAAGUAGUGUGGCGCUUCUGCACAAGCACCUUCAGCUUCUGCUGCCUCAUGCCACAGAUAUCUAUUCCCGCUCUGCUGUUCUGCUGAAAGAGAGUUCUUGGAACGGUAGUGUUGGGGAAAAACUAAGAGAUGUCAUUUACGUCUCUGCAGCAGGAAGCAUGCUUUGCCAAAUUGCCAAUUCCUUGCUGUUGCUGCCUGUAUCGGUAGCCCGGCCUUUAUUGAGCUACCUAUUGGAUCUGUUGCCACCUCUGGAUCGCCUCAAUAGACUGUUGCCAGCCGCGGUGCUUUUAGAGGAUCAGGAGUUACAGUGGCCUCUUCAUGGUGGGCCUGAACUGGUUGAUCCAGCUGGAGUGCCCUUACCACAACCUGCACAGUCAUGGGUGUGGCUUGUUGACCUUGAGAGAACCGUGGCUCUGCUUAUUGGACGCUGUCUUGGUGGAAUGCUUCAAGGAUCUCCUGUGUCACCUGAGGAGCAAGAUACUGCUUAUUGGUUGAAAACACCACUAUUUAGUGAUGGAGUAGAAAUGGAUAUUCCACAGUUAGACAAGUCCAUGAGUUCCCUGUUAGAGGUAGCCCUCUCUGGAAAUGAAGAGCAAAAGCCAUUUGAUUACAAGCUGCGCCCUGAAAUCUCAGUCUUCGUUGAUUUGGCUUUGGGAUGUGCAAAGGAGCCUGCUCGUAGCCUCUGGGUCAGCAUGCAAGACUAUGCGGUUAGUAAAGAUUGGGAUAGUGCCACCUUGAGCAGCGAAUCGCUUUUGGAUACCGUCUCUAGAUUUGUUCUUGCUGCCCUCCUGAAGCAUACAAAUUUACUUAGUCAAGCAAGCGGUGAGAGCAGGUAUCAGCCUGGCAAAGCCCUAGUAGAAGUUUAUCGAUGUGUGUAUAAAGUUCGAAGUCGUUUGCUGGCUUGCAAGAAUAUGGAACUUAUUCAGAUGAGGUCAUCCUCAAGGGAUAGAUGGAUGUCAGAAAACCCAGAAUCUUCAGAAAUGGAUGCCCAAGAACACACCUUUACCCGAACCAUUGAUGAGGAAGCAGAGAUGGAAGAGCAGGCAGAAAGAGAAAGAGAAGAGGGGCACCCGGAACAGGAAGAGGAAGAGGAAGAAAGAGAACAUGAAGUUAUGACAGCUGGGAAAAUCUUUCAAUGUUUCCUAUCAGCCCGUGAAGUAGCGCGCAGUCGAGAUCGAGAGAGAAUAAAUGGUGGGGCAGGGGCUCGAGAUGAUGCCCAGCCCCCUCAGUCCCAGCAAGAACGGCGUGUCAGCAGAGACCUUCCUGAGGGACAAGAUGUUUACACCGCUGCAUGCAACUCGGUGAUCCAUAGGUGUGCCUUGCUGAUCUUGGGGGUCAGCCCUGUGAUCGAGGAGCUGCAGAAACGAAGAGAGGAAGGGCAGUUCCAGCAGCCGUCAACUGGGACUCCGGAAGGAAUUGGACUCAUGACCAGAAGUGAAAGCCUUACUGCAGAGAGUCGCUCAGUCUACUCCGCUUCAAGUUACAAAUUGAUGAAAUCACGGAGUGAAUCUGAUUUAUCUCAGCCUGAAUCAGAUGAAGAAGGUUACUCACUGAGCGGAAGGCGAAAUGUGGAUUUGGACUUGGCAUUGUCCCAUAGAAAGAGAGGAGUGCUUCACAGCCCACUGGAAGCACUAAGUGAUUCAUGGACUCGGCUGAAACACAGAGAUUGGCUCUAUAGCUCAACGUGCUUGUUUGGGGAGUCUGACUUUGACUUCACAAAGUCUGUUGGAGUUCAUACUCUGAUUGAAAAUGUUAGUAGCUUUGUAAGUGGAGACGUGGGAAGCUCUCCCGGCUUUAAGGAGCCUGAAGAAAGUAUGUCAACGAGCCCCCAGGCCUAUAUUCUUGCAAUGGAGCAGCAGCAGCAGAGGGCAGAGCUGCGGCUGGAGGCACUUCAUCAGAUCCUGGUGUUGCUUUCUGGGAUGGAAGAAAAAGGCAGCACUCCUUCUGCAGGAAGCCGCCAAGGGCCAGGGUUUCAGUCUUCCUCCCUCCUCACAUCUGUGCGGCUGCAGUUCCUAGCUGGGUGCUUUGGCUUGGGUACUGUAGGGCAUGCAGGCUCCAAAGGAGAGAGCAUCCGUUUACAUCACUAUCAGGAUGGCAUCAGGGCAGGUAAGAGGAAUAUCCAGGCUGAAAUUCAAGUGGCUGUGCAUAAGAUCUAUCAGCAAUUAUCUGCAACUUUGGAAAGAGCCCUCCAAACAAAUAAACAUCACAUAGAGGCACAGCAGCGUCUCCUGUUGGUUACUGUCUUUGCCCUGAGUGUUCACUACCAGCCAGUGGAUGUCUCCUUGGCCAUUUCCACCGGCUUGUUAAAUGUCCUGUCCCAGUUAUGUGGAACAGACACCAUGCUUGGUCAGCCGCUGCAGCUUUUACCAAAAAGUGGCAUUUCCCAGCUCAGCACAGCUUUAAAAGUAGCCAGCACUAGAUUACUUCAGAUCCUUGCCAUCACCACAGGAACCUAUGCAGAUAAACUGAGUCCCAAAGUGGUCCAGUCUUUGCUGGAUCUGCUGUGUAGUCAGCUGAAAAACCUGUUGUCACAAGCUGGCGUGAUGCUUAUGGCUUCAUUUGGAGAAAAAGAAGAUGGUGAGGAGGAGGAAGAGGAGGAAGGAAAAAAGGCAGGGUUAAAUGGAGACAGUGAGAAGAAAGACUUCAGAGUGGCUCUUCGAAAACAACAUGCUGCAGAGUUGCAUCUAGGAGAUUUCUUAGUGUUUCUUAGAAGGGUGGUUUCUUCAAAAGCCAUUCAGUCGAAAAUGGCUUCACCAAAGUGGACAGAGGUGCUCCUGAACAUAGCUUCUCAGAAGUGUUGUUCAGGUGUACCUUUGGUUGGCAACUUGAGGACCAGGCUGCUUGCGUUACAUGUUCUGGAAGCCGUGUUGCCUGCUUGUGAAUCGGGUGUGGAGGAUGACCAGAUGGCUCAGGUUAUUGAACGACUAUUCUCACUUUUGUCUGACUGUAUGUGGGAGAGUCCAGUUGCACAAGCGAAGCACAUAAUUCAGAUCGAGAAAGGACAAGAAAUGAAGCUGCAGAAACAGGGUGAAUCUGAAGAGGAAGAUGAGAAUCUUCCUAUACAGGAAGUGUCCUUUGACCCUGAGAAGGCCCAGUGCUGCUUAGUAGAGAAUGGCCAGAUCUUAACUCACGGGAGUGGUGGAAAAGGAUAUGGGUUAGCAUCUGCUGGAGUCACUUCUGGGUGCUACCAAUGGAAGUUCUAUAUAGUGAAGGAAAAUCGAGGCAAUGAAGGGACAUGUGUUGGAAUGUCUCGUUGGCCAGUUCACGAUUUUAACCAUCGCACUACCUCAGAUAUGUGGCUGUACAGAGCAUAUAGUGGCAAUCUGUAUCACAAUGGGGAACAGACGCUGACACUGACCAGUUUUACUCAAGGGGACUUCAUAACGUGCGUCUUGGAUAUGGAAGCAAGAACUAUCUCCUUUGGUAAAAAUGGAGAGGAACCAAAACUGGCUUUUGAAGAUGUGGAUGCUGCAGAAUUAUACCCUUGUGUGAUGUUUUAUAGCAGUAAUCCUGGAGAAAAGGUAAAAAUCUGUGACAUGCAGAUGCGUGGCACCCCGAGGGAUUUGCUGCCAGGGGACCCCAUUUGCAGCCCUGUUGCUGCUGUGCUUGCAGAGGCCACCAUUCAGCUGAUCCGCAUCCUCCACCGAACAGACCGGUGGACACACUGCAUCAACAAGAAAAUGAUGGAGCGGUUGCACAAGAUCAAAACGUGCCUGAAAGAAGCAGGUCAGAAACUGAAGAAAAGCCGCUCUGUUCAAAGCAGAGAGGAGAAUGACGCACGAGAGGAGAAGGAGAGCAAGGAGGAGGAGAAGGGCAAGCACAGCAGCCGGCAUGGGCUGGCUGAUCUUCCAGAGCUCCAGCUGAAGACUCUGUGUGUGGAGGUGUGGCCAGUCCUGGCAGUGAUUGGUGGAGUUGAUGCUGGACUAAGAGUUGGAGGCCGCUGUGUUCACAGGCAAACUGGGCGGCACGCCACCUUGCUUGGAGUUGUCAAAGAAGGCAGUACGUCUGCCAAGGUGCAGUGGGACGAAGCUGAGAUUACAAUCAGCUUCCCAACUUUUUGGUCGCCUAGUGACACGCCAUUGUAUAAUCUGGAACCUUGUGAGCCGCUGCCUUUUGACGUUGCGAGAUUUCGUGGACUGACAGCCACGGUGUUGCUGGACCUCACUUAUCUGACUGGCAUCCAUGAAGAUGUGGGGAAGUCAAGUGCCAAGCAGAGACAUGAGAAAAAGCACAAGCAUGACACAGAAGACAAAGGAGAUGUUGACCAGAAAACCGAAGGCGACUCUGGAUCAGAUGCCCGGUCGGUGCCAAGUGCUGAGGAGAUCAAAGUCCAUAGUGCUACAGGUUCAAAAUCUGACAACGAAAUUGCUUCCUUUUCCUUAGAAUCUGUUUCCUUAGGCAUGGAGUGCCAGCAUCCAAAUGCUGAAGGCAAAAAGAAGAAUCACGAACAUGCCUCCAAGAAUCAUGAUGUUGUACAGUCGGAAAUCAGAGCAGUGCAGUUAUCUUAUAUUUACCUUGGUGCUAUGAAAUCGCUUAGCACUCUCCUUAGUUGUAGCAAAUAUGCUGAAUUGUUACUGAUACCAAAAGUCCUGGCAGAGAGUGGCCAUAAUUCUGAUUGUGCAAGUUCUCCCAUUGUUCAUGAAGAUGUGGAAAUGCGCGCUGCUUUGCAGUUCUUGAUGCGCCAUAUGGUGAAACGGGCAGUCAUGCGCUCGCCCAUCAAGAGGGCAUUAGGACUGGCAGAUUUGGAACGGGCGCAAGCAAUGAUCUACAAAUUAGUGGUUCACGGGCUGUUGGAGGACCAGUGUGGUGGCAAAAUGAAGCAAGAAGUGGACCAGCAAAUAGAAGAAAGCGAUCAAGCUCAGCAGGCCCAGACGCCUGUGACGACGAGUCCUUCUGCCUCCAGCACGACCUCUUUCAUGAGCAGCUCUCUGGAAGACACGACAACGGCCACCACUCCCGUAACGGAUACAGAAACGGUGCCUGCCUCUGAAUCCCCUGGUGUUUUGCCUCUUAGCCUUCUUAGGCAAAUGUUCUCCAGUUACCCAACUACUACUGUACUUCCAACAAGACGUGCACAAACACCUCCAAUAUCCUCUUUGCCAACAUCUCCCUCUGAUGAGGUUGGCAGGAGACAAUCACUUACCUCUCCUGAUUCUCAGUCUGCAAGACCUGCCAAUCGGACAGCUUUGUCGGACCCAAGCAGCCGCCUUUCAACUUCCCCUCCUCCACCAGCUAUUGCUGUGCCAUUGUUAGAAAUGGGCUUCUCAUUACGGCAGAUUGCAAAAGCAAUGGAAGCCACAGGUGCAAGAGGAGAAGCAGAUGCGCAAAACAUUACAGUCUUGGCAAUGUGGAUGAUAGAGCAUCCUGGGAACGAGGAGGAUGAAGAACCUCAGUCAGAAGAAGCAGCCGAUUCCCGCCACGCCCCUGUGGUCUCUGGGGACAGUGGGAAGUCGAGCGAUCAGUGUUUUUUGCAGACUCCUGGAGACAUCCCUUCUGCUGAUGCCACUGAAAUGGAGGAAGGCUUUAGUGAAAGCCACGAUAAUAUGGAACAUGCGGAAAAUGCAGCAUCUGGAAGUGGACCCACCUCAAGGGGUCGCUCAGCAGUGACCAGGAGGCACAAAUUUGACUUAGCUGCGCGGACACUGCUGGCCCGUGCUGCGGGCUUGUACCGCUCUGUACAGGCACACAGGAAUCAGAGCCGGAGAGAAGGGAUCUCCUUGCCACAAGACCCUGGAGCACUGUAUGACUUCAACUUGGAUGAAGAGUUAGAAAUUGACUUGGAUGAUGAAGCCAUGGAAGCCAUGUUUGGGCAGGACCUUGCCAGUGAUAACGACAUUCUGGGAAUGUGGAUCCCAGAGGUACUGGAUUGGCCUACCUGGCAUGUUUGUGAAUCUGAAGACAGAGAAGAAGUGGUAGUGUGUGAGUUGUGUGAAUCCAGUGUUGUCAGCUUCAAUCAACACAUGAAAAGAAACCACCCUGGCUGUGGGCGCAGUGCAAACCGGCAAGGCUAUCGCAGCAACGGCUCUUAUGUAGAUGGAUGGUUUGGUGGCGAAUGUGGAAGUGGGAAUCCUUACUACCUGCUGUGUGGCAGCUGCCGGGAAAAAUACUUGGCCUUGAAGAGCAAGUCUAAGACAUCUGCUUCGGAAAGAUACAAAGGCCAGGCACCCGAUCUAAUAGGCAAGCAAGACAGUGUCUAUGAAGAAGACUGGGAUAUGUUGGAUGUCGACGAGGACGAAAAACUGACGGGCGAAGAGGAAUUCGAACUGUUGGCUGGACCCCUCGGAUUGAACGAUCGCCGCAUUGUGCCUGAGCCCGUUCAGUUCCCCGAUAGUGAUCCACUGGGAGCCUCCAUUGCCAUGGUUACAGCCACCAACAGUAUGGAGGAAACACUAAUGCAAAUAGGCUGCCAUGGCUCCGUAGAGAAAAGUUCUUCUGGCAGAAUCACCCUGGGAGAGCAAGCCGCUGCUCUGGUAAAUCCACAUGACCGUGUGAUGGCUUUAAGGAGGGUGACAGCAGCCGCUCAAGUUCUUCUGGCAAGAACAAUGGUCAUGAGAGCCCUCUCGCUUCUUUCUGUCAGUGGGUCUAGUUGCAGUCUUGCAGCUGGGCUUGAGUCUUUGGGCUUAACUGAUAUCCGGACCUUGGUCCGACUGAUGUGUCUGGCUGCAGCGGGGAGAGCAGGCCUCUCUACGAGUCCCUGUACUGUAUCCGGUUCCUCCGAGAGAUCUCGAGGAGUACAUAACAAAAUGAGCAAGCCCAUUUCCUGCCUGGCCUAUCUGAGCACAGCCGUUGGUUGUUUGGCUUCAAAUACUCCAAGUGCUGCAAAACUGCUGGUUCAACUGUGUACUCAGAACUUGAUUUCAGCAGCAACUGGUGUCAAUUUGACUACAGUGGAUGAUCCAGUGCAACGAAAAUUCCUGCCAAGCUUUCUGCGAGGAAUCGCAGAAGAGAAUAAGCUUGUAACAUCACCCAACUUUGUUGUGACUCAAGCGCUUGUAGCCUUGUUGGCAGACAAAGGGGCCAAACUGAGACCAAAUUAUGAUAAAGCAGAAGUUGAAAAGAAAGGUAUUAUUGCCCAUUUGUAUGCCCAUCCUUCCUGUGAUCCUUCUGCUGUAGGCCCUCUGGAGCUGGCUAACGCACUAGCAGCUUGCUGCCUUUCUUCAAGGUUGUCCUCGCAACACAGGCAGUGGGCUGCUCAGCAGCUGGUGCGGACUCUUGCAGCUCAUGAUCGUGAUAACCAAACCAGCCCCCAGACUCUUGCAGAUAUGGGCGGGGAUCUGCGCAAAUGCUCCUUCAUCAAGCUGGAGGCUCAUCAGAACAGGGUAAUGACAUGUGUGUGGUGCAACAAAAAAGGACUUUUAGCAACAAGUGGCAAUGACGGAACAAUUCGGGUGUGGAAUGUUACGAAGAAGCAGUACUCAUUGCAACAAACAUGUGUGUUCAACAAAUUGGAAGGGGAUGCAGAGGAGAACUUGGGGUCCCCCAGCGACCCUAGCGUAUCUCUUGCCUGUUGGAGUGUCAGUGGCAAGUACCUGGCUGGAGCACUGGAGAAGAUGGUGAACAUAUGGCAAGUCAAUGGAGGAAAAGGACUCUUGGAUAUUCAGCCUCAUUGGGUGUCUGCUCUAACAUGGCCAGAAGAAGGGCCAACUACAGCCUGGACAGGAGAAGCUCCAGAAUCACUGCUUGUAGGCCGUAUGGAUGGCUCUCUUGGGCUGAUUGAAGUUUUAGAUGUUUCUGCCAUGCACAGAGUCGAACUGGAACACUGCUACAGGAAGGAUGUGUCUGUUACCUGCCUUGCCUGGUUUAGCGAAGACAAACCUUUUGCAAUAGGCUAUUUGGAUGGGAAAUUGCUGAUAGGCACAAAAGAGCCACUUGAGAAAGGAGGAAUUGUUUUAGUUGAUGCGCACAAGGACACCAUCGUUAGCAUGAAAUGGGAUCCGACGGGUAAGAUCCUCAUGACGUGCGCCAAGGAGGAGUCAGUCAAGCUUUGGGGGCAUAUGGGGAGUUGCUGGCGACAGCUGUAUUCUCUUCCUCACCAGGCUGUUGUGAACACCAUCGCCUGGUGCAGCCUUCCAGGGAAAGGCCCAAAGGCACAGCUUUUGCUAGCUACAGGAUGCGAGAAUGGUUUGCUUUGUGUUUGGACUGUUCCCCAAGAUGAGCUGAUCUUGCUGCAGUCCAGCCUGAGUUCAGAAGGAUGGUGGGAUGAGGAGUCCAGUGGCAAGGAUGCAUACAGGAAAAUAGCAGAAACGAAGUGCAUUUAUCAGCUGAAAGGGCAUAUUACGCCUGUUCGGACAGUGACCUUCAGUUCUGAUGGGCUAACCUUAGUAUCAGGUGGACUCGGUGGGCUUAUGAACAUUUGGUCUUUACGGGAUGGUUCUGUUUUACAGAGUGUUGUCAUUAGUUCUGGAGCCAUUCAGACAACUGUAUGGAUCCCUGAGGUUGGAGUAGCUGCUUGUUCUAGUAGAUCAAAGGAUGUGUUGGUGGUGAAUUGUACGUCAGAAUGGAUAUCUUCUAACCAUAUCCUUGCAACGUGUAGGACUGCUUUGAAACAACAGGGUAUUCUUGGAUUAAACAUGGCCCCUUGCAUGAGGGCUUUCCUAGAACGUCUGCCCAUAAUGCUUCAGGAACAGUAUGCUUAUGAAAAGCCCCAUGUAGUUUGUGGAGACCAGCUUGUUCAUAGUCCCUACAUGCAGUGCUUGGCCUCACUGGCUGUGGGACUUCACCUAGAUCAGCUCCUGUGCAAUCCACCAGUCGCGCCUCAUCAUCAGAACUGCCUCCCUGAUCCUUUGACCUGGAACCCAACCGAGUGGGCCUGGCUGGAGUGCUUCUCCACAACAAUCAAAGCUGCUGAAGCUCUGGCCAAGGGAGCCACCUUCCCAGAAUCCUUCACAGUCCCAGAUCUGGAGCCUGUGCCAGAGGAUGAACUUGUCCUCCUCAUGGAUAACUGCAAGUGGAUCAAUGGGAUGGAUGAACAGAUUAUGUCCUGGGCAACGUCACGGCCUGAGGACUGGCACCUUGGUGGCAAAUGUGACGUGUACCUGUGGGGAGCUGGGAGGCAUGGGCAGCUGGCGGAGGCUGGGAGGAACGUCAUGGUCCCUGUAUCGGCACCAUCAUUCUCACAAGCUCAGCAGGUCAUUUGUGGCCAGAACUGUACAUUUGUGAUUCAAGCUAAUGGAACAGUUUUGGCUUGCGGAGAAGGAAGUUAUGGUCGUUUGGGGCAAGGAAACUCAGACGAUCUUCACGUUCUCACAGUUAUUUCAGCACUGCAAGGUUUUGUGGUAACCCAGCUGGUGACAUCUUGUGGAUCUGAUGGGCAUUCCAUGGCUUUGACAGAGAGCGGCGAAGUGUUCAGCUGGGGGGACGGAGAUUAUGGCAAACUGGGCCAUGGAAACAGCGACCGGCAGCGCCGACCCCGACAGAUAGAGGCUUUGCAAGGAGAGGAAGUCGUGCAGAUGUCCUGUGGCUUCAAGCAUUCAGCAGUGGUGACUGCAGAUGGCAAACUGUUUACGUUUGGAAAUGGGGAUUAUGGCCGGUUGGGAUUAGGAAACACAUCCAAUAAGAAGCUUCCUGAAAGAGUGACGGCACUAGAAGGCUAUCAGAUUGGAGAGGUUGCCUGUGGGCUAAACCACACCAUAGUAGUGUCCACAGAUGGCUCAAUGGUUUGGGCUUUUGGUGAUGGGGACUAUGGAAAGCUGGGCUUGGGAAACUCAACUGCAAAAUCCUCACCACAGAAAGUAGAUAUUCUCUGUGGUAUUGGCAUCAAAAAAGUUUCCUGUGGGACCCAGUUUUCAGUUGCAUUGACAAAAGAUGGGCAUGUUUACACAUUUGGGCAAGACCGGCUGAUAGGCUUGCCAGAAGGAAGGGCCCGCAACCAUAAUCGCCCACAGCAAGUUCCUGCCCUGUCAGGAAUCUUUAUUGAAGAUGUUGCUGUUGGAGCAGAGCACACCCUUGCUCUGUCCGCUUCUGGUGAUGUCUAUGCCUGGGGGAGCAACUCAGAAGGUCAGCUUGGAUUGGGCCAUACCAACCAUGUCCGAGAGCCAACUCUGAUUACUUUCUUGCAAGGAAAGAGUGUCCGACAGAUUUCAGCAGGGCGAUGCCAUAGUGCUGCUUGGACUGCUCCACCUGUUCCCCCACGAGCCCCAGGUGUGUCAGUGCCAUUGCAACUGGGCUUACCAGAUGCCGUCCCACCGCAGUACGGGGCCCUGAAGGAAGUGAGCAUCCACACCGUCAGAGCAAGGCUGAGGCUGCUUUACCAUUUUUCAGACCUCAUGUACUCUUCGUGGAGGCUGCUGAAUCUCAGUCCCAAUAACCAGAACAGCACAUCCCAUUACAAUGCUGGGACGUGGGGGAUUGUUGAAGGACAGCUGAGGCCGUUACUUGCGCCAAGAGUCUACACCCUCCCCAUGGUCCGUUCCAUUGGAAAAACGAUGGUUCAGGGGAAAAACUAUGGGCCACAGAUAACCGUCAAAAGGAUCUCAACCAGAGGUCGGAAAUGUAAACCUAUAUUUGUUCAAAUUGCAAGACAAGUUGUGAAGCUAAACGCGUCAGACCUUCGCCUGCCCUCUCGUGCCUGGAAAGUGAAAUUAGUGGGGGAAGGUGCUGACGAUGCAGGGGGAGUCUUUGAUGACACAAUUACAGAAAUGUGCCAGGAACUUGAAACUGGUGUCGUAGACCUCCUGAUUCCUUCCCCAAACGCAACAGCUGAAGUUGGCUACAACAGAGAUCGGUUCCUCUUCAACCCUUCCGCUUGCUUAGAUGAACAUUUGAUGCAGUUCAAGUUUCUGGGCAUUCUGAUGGGUGUGGCAAUUCGUACCAAGAAGCCUUUAGAUCUUCAUUUGGCUCCCAUGGUUUGGAAGCAACUGUGCUGUAUCCCACUCACUCUGGAGGACUUGGAGGAGGUGGAUCUUCUCUAUGUGCAAACCCUCAACAGCAUUCUUCACAUUGAAGACAGUGGGAUCACAGAAGACAAUUUCCAUGAGAUGAUUCCUCUAGAUUCUUUUGUUGGCCAGAGUGCUGAUGGAAAAAUGGUUCCCAUAAUUCCUGGUGGGAACAGCAUCCCACUCACUUUUUCAAACAGAAAGGAGUAUGUGGAAAGGGCCAUCGAGUACAGACUCCAUGAAAUUGACCGUCAGGUGGCAGCAGUCCGAGAAGGCAUGUCGUGGGUUGUCCCAGUCCCAUUGCUUUCCCUUCUGACCGCCAAGCAGUUGGAGCAGAUGGUCUGCGGCAUGCCAGAAAUUUCUGUGGAAGUUCUGAAGAAGGUUGUACGGUACAGAGAGGUUGAUGAGCAGCACCAGCUUGUGCAGUGGUUCUGGCAUACUCUAGAGGAGUUUUCGAAUGAGGAGCGUGUCCUUUUCAUGAGGUUUGUGUCGGGAAGAUCUCGCCUGCCAGCUAAUACAGCGGAUAUCUCUCAGCGUUUCCAAAUAAUGAAGGUUGAUAGGCCUUACGACAGCUUGCCUACCUCACAGACUUGUUUCUUUCAACUGAGGCUCCCACCCUAUUCCAGUCAGCUAAUCAUGGCCGAGCGUUUGCGCUAUGCAAUCAACAAUUGCAGGUCUAUAGAUAUGGACAAUUACAUGCUGUCCAGAAAUGUGGACAAUGCUGAGGGCUCAGACACAGAUUAUUAAUGCUGUGGACAAAAACCAUCUUCCUUUUUCACAGGCGGUGCCCAUGUCAGAUUUCAAUGUUGACACCAUUUUAUGGUAACAGUAGACGUUUUAGGAACAUAAACAGUUGCCACCUUUUUAGUUACUGUAAAUGUAACAAAAGUUAGAUGUGUUUAUUUUUUGUGACUGUAAACAAAAAAAAAAGGCAGAAAGUGAGAUCAGGAAGGGGUUUCCUUCCCCAGCCCACCCCAUUUUUGUUCACUUUUGAUAAGUUUGCAUGGAGCCUUUCUGGUGCAUUUUUGUUGGGAAUGGUACAUUUGUAAGCCCUUCCAGUGAACAUGAAGAGUUGUACAUUGUGUAUAAUUGUUCAUUAGAAAGGACAGUUUUACAUGAAUAUCAUAUAUUUAUUUUUGUUUUAAUUUGAAAUGCCUGUGCAGGGUUCCUUAUGCAGAGAAAAUAAAGCAAAUUCAAGAA
Rhineura floridana is the source of this 15318-nucleotide messenger RNA. It is a transcript of the gene HERC1, whose product is annotated as HECT and RLD domain containing E3 ubiquitin protein ligase family member 1. Lineage: Eukaryota; Metazoa; Chordata; Lepidosauria; Squamata; Rhineuridae. The transcript is spliced from 78 exons. Bases 220 to 14865 code for a protein of 4881 amino acids. The record is from RefSeq and is a predicted model, not a curated record. Gene Ontology annotation, molecular function: protein binding; ubiquitin-protein transferase activity.